Molecule: messenger RNA, 474 nt
Organism: Protopolystoma xenopodis
Lineage: Eukaryota; Metazoa; Platyhelminthes; Monogenea; Polystomatidea; Polystomatidae
Source: the annotation of a GenBank genome assembly
AUGAAAAAGGACGUUGUUUAUUUAUUUUUAGUAUAUGAAAUUAUUGUUGUUACGGGUGAUUUUGCGAAUUCAGGAACAGAUAGUCGUGUCUGGAUCUCCCUUUAUGGACGAACUGGAAUUACUCCACGUAUUGAGCUUGUAAAUGCAUUUCCUGAGGGUAUUGACUUGUUUGUAGAGUCAAAAGACUUAUCAGUGCAUGGUGUCUUCGCGAGAGGCCGCAGUACUCGUUUUGUGGUACAAGCACCUUGUGUUGGCCCGCUAACUCUUGUCAAAAUUACUAUUUCGCCAACAGAAGCAUUGCAUCCUGACUGGUUUCUUGAACGGAUAGUUGUUACCGACACUAACCAUCCGAAAUGGACAUUCUUUUUCCAUUGUGCUUCCUGGUUCUCCGCAAACCCAGAAAAGGGUCGACUCUCAAGAACAAUUCACGGGUAUAGAGAACCAACAGCCGACAGUCAAGGUAAAAGUAAUUAA